Dimorphilus gyrociliatus is the source of this 2507-nucleotide messenger RNA. The record is from the annotation of a GenBank genome assembly. Lineage: Eukaryota; Metazoa; Annelida; Polychaeta; Dinophilidae.
AUUCUGAUUGUGUUCGUAGUCUGACAAAGAUAUCAACUAUGGUAAGAGAAAAUAAUCGAAAAUCAACAAGGAAGUUUGUGAGAAAAUGGCUUAUAGUUGCCUCUUUAAUCGCUAUAAUAACUGCUGUGUUAUUCUACAAACCGUUACCAUCUGAUAUUACAAGCCCUCAUCACGCCAGAUUUGUUAUUAGGCUAUUAGAGAACAUUGAAAGUUUGGCUCGGCUUUUGUACAAUUUAGGAAUAUGUCCACCACAUUUAACAGCAAGAACUAUAACAGAUGCUCUUGUAACUUUACAAGGAAUAGACUAUACUGGUUUACGAGUCAAUGACACAAAGUUCGGAGAUGUAAUCGUUCGUGUGUAUACUCAAGUUAAUAAAGAAACGACAGUUUUGGGACCCGGUUUGUUUUUUAUUCACGGUGGUGCUUGGAUGCUCGGAAGUGUUGACUCUCAUGACGUAGUCGCGAGAACCUUCGCCAAAAAUAUUCAAAAUUUAGUGGUUGUAUCAGUAGAAUAUCGUCGUGCACCAGAAUUCGCAUAUCCAAUACCUCUGGAAGAUUGCCUGGAAGCAUAUAAAUACUUUUAUGAAAGAGCCGAGGAAUUCGGUGUUGACAAAGAAAGAAUGGCCAUAGUUGGAGAUUCGGCUGGUGGAAAUUUAGCUGCGGCUGCGACUCUCAAGCUUAGAGACGAGGGAAAUAAAUAUAAGCCAAAGCUACAGGUUUUAAUUUAUCCUGUUUUACAAGCGCUUGAUUUAGAUACAUAUUCUUAUCGGAAGUUUUCUGGAGUAGCCUAUGGCGACCGAGAAGGUCUAGCGGCAGCAAUCAUACUAUAUAGUGGCCAAAAUAUAGAUUUUGUCCCGGACGUUGCUAAAAAUAGGCAUGUGACGAAGGAAAUACAUGAUCUGUAUUAUCACUUAAUAGACUAUGAACUAUUACCGCAAUAUUUAAGGCCUAAUUAUAAACCGUCAGUGUUCAAGGAUCCUAUUCCAAAAAUUGUUGAUGCUAUGAAAAAAUUCUAUCUUGAUCCUUAUUUUAUGCCACUUAUGGAAAAGAAUUUAACUGGUUUACCACCUGCCUACAUUCCUACUGCCCAGUACGACUGUAUAAGGGAUGACGGCUUAAUUUACGCAGCAAGAUUACGCAAUGCCGGAGUUGAUACAAUUUGGAAAAAUUACGAACAUGGUUUCCACGCUAUUCUAAACUAUAUUGCGGAACCAUUAAAAACCGAUGAAGGCCUUAGAAUGAUGGUGACAUCUGUUAAGGUCAUGGCAACUCGCGCUUUAGUCGCCCUCGGUAGAUCUAGUAGUUUGCUUCGGAAUCAAUCCUUUGUCAAAGGAUUCCGAAACAUUACUUCGGCUGUUCAUAUUGACCCUUCAACUGGAUUGAAUGAUGAACAGAAACAUUUUCAACAAUUGGCUCAUGACUUUGCUACCGCCGAGUUGGCACCAAACAUGGAGAGGUGGGAUGCAAAUGAAGAAUUUCCAGUGGAAACACUGAGAAACAGUGCAAAAUUAGGUUUUGGAGCCAUCUAUUGCGAUCCUGAGUAUGGUGGAACUGGUCUCAAUAGGACAGAUGCAUCUAUAAUUUUCGAAUCUCUUGCUAUGGGAUGUUGCAGUACCACAGCUUAUAUAUCAAUUCACAAUAUGGUAGCCUGGAUGAUCGACACCUUCGGUAACAACGAACAACGAUCCCAAUAUUUACCCAAAUUAGCAACAAUGGAAGACUUCGGUUCUUAUUGCCUAACUGAACCAGGACACGGUAGCGAUGCUGCUAAUUUGGAAACAAGUGCCACAAAAAAGGGAGACUACUAUUUGUUAAACGGAACAAAAUCAUUUAUUAGUGGUGCCGGAGAAUCCAAUGUGUAUUUAGUUAUGUCUAGAACAGGAGAAAAGGGACCUAAAGGUAUUAGCUGCUUUAUUAUAGAAAAAGAUAUGACGGGUAUCAGCUUUGGAAAGAAAGAGAAAAAACUGGGGUGGAACACUCAUCCAGCUCGUCAAGUGAUUUUGGAAGAUUGUAAAGUUCCUGCUAAAAAUUUAUUAGGUAGAGAAGGGCAAGGAUUCAAUAUUGCAAUGAAUGGUAUAAAUGGUGGUCGGUUGAACAUCGCCUCUUGUUCUUUGGGAGCAGCUACUUCAGCUUUAUACGCAACCAGAGAUUACCUUAAAAUUAGGUCUCAAUUUGGUACUCUUUUGAAGGAUAUGCAGCAUUUACAAUUUAAGUUAGCUGAAUUAGCUGGAUCGUUAGUAGCUUGCAGAUUAAUGGUAAGAAACGCUGCAAAAUCUAUGGAUGAGAAAGAUGCUAACCUUGUUUCACUUUGUGCCAUGACCAAACAACUCGUUACUGAUGAAUGUUCAAGAAUAUGUAAUGAAAGUUUACAAAUGUUUGGCGGAUAUGGUUACCUAAAAGAUUAUCCAAUUCAGCAAUAUUUCAGAGAUUGUCGUGCCCAUCAAAUAAUCGAAGGAACAAACGAAAUUAUGAAGUUGAUUGUUGCAAAGCAUAUUUUUGCUGAAUAG